AUGAAGACUUCCACUCUUUUCGUCCUCGCGACUUUGGGCGUCGGACUAGGACUCUGCGGUACCCCUAAUUACCAGGGAUGGAACGAUGGCGCUCAUCUGUGCGGAGAUGGCAGAGACGAGGCGAACAAUAUUUAUGAGUGUCAUGGUGGCUCGGCUGAUCUUUAUGGGGCUUGUGGCGUUAAGCCGUACGGUCCUCAGAUGACAUGCAAACAGAACAGCGAUGAGACGGUAUGCGAAUAA
Hypoxylon trugodes is the source of this 240-nucleotide messenger RNA. RefSeq lists its product as uncharacterized. Bases 1 to 240 code for a protein of 79 amino acids. The record is from RefSeq and is a predicted model, not a curated record. Lineage: Eukaryota; Fungi; Ascomycota; Sordariomycetes; Xylariales; Hypoxylaceae. The transcript has 2 exons.